This is a messenger RNA of Carica papaya (papaya), 1205 nucleotides long. The record is from RefSeq and is a predicted model, not a curated record. NCBI's taxonomy places the organism in Eukaryota, Viridiplantae, Streptophyta, Magnoliopsida, Brassicales, Caricaceae.
UAGUAGCAGCCUUUGCAUUUGGGCAAUUACUUGCCCCUUUCGACAUGCAUAUGUAGCGGACAAAGUUGUUAAUUUGUUUCUGAAACUUGCUUGUUGGAUAAAAGUUAUUUGCAACCUGGUUCUAGAUUGCCCGUCUAAUUUAGAUGUACGUCAAAACCCUGUUUAUUUUGAUUUAAUUGCUGUACACAUUGAUGGAUCGAGGUAUAUAUACAUGAGGAAGGUACCAUUGAAGUAUAUGAUAUUCAUUUCAUUUGUCAAUCAUUCUGUGAAGUCCUUUUUGUAAACUAAAUGAUUGUAAGUUUAAUAGUUUAUGCUUGGUGAUUCCGUCCAUGUUGUUUUGACCUUUCCACAUCUGUCACAUGGAAAUAAUCUAAUUGUCUUCUUUCCCUUUUCUUAUUUCUUUAUAAUAAUUGAGGUGAAUGUUGACCCUUUUUUUAUUUGUAAAUUUCAUAUGAUAAUAGUGACACCUAUAAUUUCUAUAUUAGGUGAGACUUUGCAGAGAAAAGGCUUCUGGCCAGGUGUAUGCCAUGAAAAAGUUAAAGAAAUCUGAGAUGCUUCGCAGAGGGCAGGUAGAACAUGUUAAGGCUGAACGGAACCUCCUUGCUGAAGUUGACAGUGCUUGCAUUGUCAAACUGUACUGCUCCUUCCAAGAUGAUGAAUAUUUGUAUCUUAUAAUGGAAUAUCUCCCAGGAGGUGAUAUGAUGACAUUACUUAUGCGCAAGGAUACAUUGACUGAGGAUGAGGCUCGAUUUUAUGUUGCGCAGACAGUCCUUGCAAUUGAGUCUAUCCACAAGCACAAUUACAUUCACAGGGAUAUCAAGCCGGACAAUUUGUUGCUUGACCGUAAUGGGCACAUUAAGCUCUCAGAUUUUGGGUUGUGUAAGCCCUUGGACUGCAGCAAAUUUCCAGAUCUGAAGGAAGAAGAUGAUGGAGUUGGCGGGAACUUUAAUUGUUCAUUAGAGAGUGAUAAGCGUUCUAACCUUCCACCUGUGCCAAGGCGAACACAGCAGGAGCAGUUAUUACACUGGCAAAAGAACAGGAGAAUGUUGGCUUAUUCUACAGUGGGUACUCCUGACUACAUUGCUCCAGAGGUAUUACUGAAGAGAGGAUAUGGAAUGGAGUGUGAUUGGUGGUCUCUUGGAGCAAUUAUGUUUGAGAUGCUUGUGGAUAUCCACCCUUCUAUUCUGAUGACAUGCUACAUGUAG